Messenger RNA from Medioppia subpectinata, 987 nucleotides. The record is from the annotation of a GenBank genome assembly. NCBI's taxonomy places the organism in Eukaryota, Metazoa, Arthropoda, Arachnida, Sarcoptiformes, Oppiidae.
AUGGGUCGAAAGAAGUUAUUAUUGGAUCUGAAGAAUAAGAUGUCUUCGGAUGAAAGCGAUUCCGACGACAACUUGUCGGUGGAUUCGGACGAAGAGCUGCAGAAGGCUUUCCAAAGGGGAGACUUAAAGCCCGGACUCAACGCUUUGGUGGCCUUUAAGCCUCGCGAAGAGCACGUGUACGACAAGACUGCCAUCAAAGCCAAGUUGGAUCAGUUGAGGCUCGACUUGGAUUGGAUCGAAAGACUGGAUUCGGUGGACAAUCCGGCGAAAGUGACGGCAGAAGUGCAGCAAAUGUUUGGAAACAUUGACUUAAAACUCAAUAAAAAGGGAGAAAUCAGUGCCGAAGAGAAGGAGAGUUUAGAUAAAAGCGAUAACGACUUCAAACGGGAAAUGCUUUUCUAUAGGAGAGCGCAGACCGCAGUCCUGGAGGGCAUCCCUCGCCUCCGAGCGCUCAAAGUGGUCACCAAAAGGCCGACCGAUUAUUUCGCCGAAAUGUCCAAAACUGAUGACCACAUGAAGAAAGUGCGCGAAAAUAUAGUUAGAAGACAGACAGCAAAGGAUGCCUCAGAAAAGGCCAAAAAGAUGAGAGAUUUGAAAAAAUACGGCAAAAAAAUCCAAACAGAAGUCCUCAUCAAACGACAGAAAGAGAAGAGAGAACUCAUGGAUAGACUCAAGAAGUAUAAGACGGGAAAAGUCCUAUUAAAUCUAAAGGACCUGAGUGUCGUCCCUUCACCGCCAGUCUUCUUCUCAUUAUCAUUAUUACGCCUGUUGUUCAGCCGCUUCUUCGUCUUCCGUUUGUUUUUCGUUUUGAUGUUCUUAUGUAAGUUUGGUUACGGCGGACAGAAGAAGCGCUCGAAAUACAACGAUUCCAGCAGUUCUGCAGAGAUGAAUAAAUUCAGUCGAAGGCGUAACGCGAAGCCAAUGGCCGGCAAACAAAGGCCCGGAAAGUCCAGCCGACAGAAGAUGAGGAAUAAGAAGAGAUCGUAA